AUGUGUGAUAUUGGUGACAAUGAUUUGCUAACAACUCUAUUUAGUGACAUUUUGCAGCGGAAUGAUGUAACAAUUUGUACAGACUCAUCAUUAAGAAAUGAUAAACUAUUACAUGAAUAUGUUAAUACUUGUAAAAAUAUAGAGCAUAGCUUAUGUAAAUAUAGUAAUAGAAAUAAUAGCUCAAUAUGUCGAUGUCAAAGUAAAAAGCAAAUAAAUGGUGAAAUGUACAAUAGAUCACGUAAACGAAGUUAUCGUUAUAGUGGAGCAUGUAUAGAACCAAAUAUGAAUUUAAAACAGUUAAAUGUGACUAGUGAAUUUGAAAUUGGAGAAACUAACUCAAAGUAUCUUGAUUCAAAUAUUGAUAUUCUAAAUAAUGUGGGUAACAACCCUUAUUCAUUGUUUGGUGGCUGUUUUAUUGACCUAACAAGAAUAAAUUGUUGUAUAGAACAUUUUUAUAGUAUUGGAUCACUUCUUAAUAGUAAUAAAAAAUCUGUUGAUAAAGAAGGUAAAAUAUUGCAAAAUCAAAAUGGAAGACAAGAUAAUUUGAGUAGUAAUCGUCCUCAACUAUAUUGGGCUUAUCAUAAAGCAACAGGAUUUCCUGUUGUUAUUAAAAUAGUAAAAAAAUCUAGAAUAUUAUCAUCAUUUCCAGGAAGUUAUCAAUUAUGGAGAAAUUUAUGCAUGAAAUUAUUAUCAUUACCAUUUCAUCCCAAUGUAAUGAAAAUAUUUCAGGUUCUAGAAGAUGAAACAAACUUUUAUUUGAUUAUGGAAGGUUUAGAAGGUGGUGAACUUUUCCAAUUUCUUGUUACAGAGCAAGCUAUUCCAGAAGAAACAUGUAAAUAUAUUAUUCGGCAAAUUUUGGAAAGUGUAAAUCAUCUUCAUUGUCUUCAAAUGUUACAUAGAGAUGUAAAACCAGAGAAUUUAAUGUUUAGAUAUAAGAGAAAUUCUGAUAAUAAUUUACUUUCUCCAUGUACAGUUUCAUCUAAAUCAACAGUUUCAAGUUCUGUAAGUACAGAUGACUACAAAAUUUCUAAUAAGGAAGAUCCUAUUGCUCAUCUUUCUUUAAAAAAAUCUAGAGAAUAUUUUGAAGUAGUACUUGUAGAUUUUGAUACAUGUCAAUUACUAAAUGAUAGUUCUUAUAUGCAAAUGGUCAAGCUAAAAAAAAGACUUGUUGGGACAUUUGGUUACUUAGCUCCAGAAGUAUUAAAUGGUGGGGAGUAUUCAACUGCAUCUGAUCUAUGGAGUAUUGGAAUUAUUUUGUAUAUAUUAAUGACCGGUAUUCCACCACUACGUAUAGAUUUAAUGUGUGACUAUAAUAAAGCUCUUGAAGUUUUAAAGAAUGCAAGAGAUCAGGGAGGUUUCCAAUUUAAUGUAUCUCCUUUACCUGAAUUCCCACUAGCUCAAGAUCUAUGUAUUAGGCUUUUGCAAUGGGAUCCUAACAGAAGAAUCAGAUCCUGUCAACAAGCUCUAAAACAUCCUUGGCUCCUAGAUUCAUUUAAAUACAAUCCUAUAGGACCUAUAUAUCAAAGAAUACAGUCAAAUUGUAUAAAUAUAACACAGAGCCUUGCUAUCAAAGAUGAGAAAAAAGAAACUGAGUUAAAGUCAUCACCAUAUCAGCAGAUCUGUCUUCCUAUAUCAGCACGUAUAUCUACCCAUAACUAUCAUUAUCAAAUGUAA
Messenger RNA from Cryptosporidium muris RN66, 1674 nucleotides. RefSeq names its product protein kinase domain-containing protein. Gene Ontology annotation, molecular function: ATP binding; protein serine/threonine kinase activity. Bases 1 to 1674 code for a protein of 557 amino acids. The record is from RefSeq and is a predicted model, not a curated record. Lineage: Eukaryota; Apicomplexa; Conoidasida; Eucoccidiorida; Cryptosporidiidae. The transcript has a single exon. Gene Ontology annotation, cellular component: nucleus; cytoplasm. Gene Ontology annotation, biological process: protein phosphorylation; mitotic DNA damage checkpoint signaling.